Molecule: messenger RNA, 5266 nt
Organism: Triplophysa dalaica
Lineage: Eukaryota; Metazoa; Chordata; Actinopteri; Cypriniformes; Nemacheilidae
Gene: tlcd4b
Product: TLC domain containing 4b
Exons: 7
Coding region: 300-1094 (264 amino acids)
Biological process (GO): lipid homeostasis
Cellular component (GO): membrane; endoplasmic reticulum
Source: RefSeq, a predicted model, not a curated record
GACGUCAACACCGGACGUAAUCUGUCAAUACGCGGUGGAGAAAUGAGGAGUUCAGAUCGAAGCAGCGCGGAGGUUCGCGAUAUCCGUGCGCGUUUGUGAAGGUGGGAAAUGCCCUCGCUGUCGGAGCUUUGGUCUUUCCGCGAGCGCUCCACGGAGGACGCGCGCUUUUAAAGCCGACGCGUGGACGAGCCGCUCGCUAGCCGUCGCCAUCGAGCUACAACGGUUUCUAUUGAGAAUAAAGAAGACGACGGGAUCCAGACGCGUUUACUCACACCCAUGCGACACUUAUCAGGGGAGAGAUGGAUAUGAGAGAAGUGUAUGUGGUGACCGGCAGCUUCGUGAGCUUUCAGCUGUUCUUCUCCUGCGUCAGUCCGGUUCUGUCCUCCAACUUCACGCAGGGUUACGGGAGAUUACCACCCCACAAACUCAACGACUGGAACUCCAGGCUGGUGUCCACCUUCCAUGCGUUGAUCGUGGGACUUUUCUGUCUCUAUAUCCUCUGGUUCGACGAUGCCGUCAACAAAGAUCCAGUGUGGGGAGAUCCUAACUUGGUAAAGUUGAAUGUGGCAAUCACCUGUGGAUACCUCUUCUACGACCUUUUGCUGUUGGCUUGUAACUGGAGUACCAUGGGAGAUGCAUUUUUUGUCUGUCACCACUUGGCGGCGCUCUAUGCUUAUGGAUACGUGCUGACUCGCGGACUGCUUCCUUAUUUCGCGAACUUCCGGUUGAUUUCCGAAUUGUCGACACCAUUUGUCAAUCAAAGGUGGUUCUACGAAGCGCUGGGACAUCCCCGUACGCAUCCGCUGGUCGUCAUCAACGGCAUCGUCAUGUCGAUCGUGUUCUUCCUCGUCCGCAUUGCCGUGAUGCCGCCGUACUGGGUGAAGGUGUUCGGUACGUUCGGCACGCCGGAAUUCGAGAGGCUGGGUCUCGGUCCUCAGGUGGCUUGGAUCGUCUCCUGCAUUUGUCUGGACAUCUUAAACACAAUCUGGAUGUACAAAAUCGCCCGCGGCUGCUACAAGGUCAUCAAAGGCAAGCUGAGGGGGGCCACGACAGACUCCAGAAAGUCCAAUGACGUGAACAACCACAAAGACUGAGCUAGCGUUGGGACUAAGGGGGAGGAACCUGUCAGCAAUAAUGACAUCUAGAUGAAUAAAUGUAUACCGGGAUAAACGUUCUUUUCAUGUUCUCGAACUGAAGGUGAACUGAAGGAGAGAAUGUCGUCCCAGUGUCCAGUCUCGGAUGAAAGUCUGAGCAAACAAACAAACCUGUUAAGAGUCAAACACAACCAAAGGCCUUAAGUGCCUCCAAGCACGAGAAGAUGUCCAUCACAUCUCCAUUUUAAAGCAACUGGCCUUCGAUUCUUCGACUGUGAUCGCGAACCUUGUUUUCUUGUUCGUGACCUCACUCCCAUUCUUUGUGUCUCAGGUCCUCCGUGGCAUGUGGACGUCCUCAACUCCACGUUAGUUGAAUGACUGACGCCCAAACCUUCACUGGACAACCAGAAGUGCUACUCGACUGCAUUCAGUCUCAUGUCAAAGUUACAUUGCCAGUUCUGUCUGACUGAUUGCGAGACUUGCGAAACCGCAGAUCUACAUCUACCUCCGUCUCAAGCACAAGCUGAUUUUUAUACCCGUCUUCAAGAAUCAUGAACAGCGUCUUUAAAGGACAGUCAGACACUCAAACCUGCUAUUAUAGUCCAGACUCGCAAUUCAACAGUUACUGUACGUUGCAGAUCGGUGGUUAUGUGAAAAAUAUUAAUGUGAUGCUGGUUGUGUGCAUGAUGUCUCUGACUGACGGUCAAAAUUUGGGAUACAUUUGCAUCCGUUUCUCACAAGACCUUCCUACAUUUUUCUUUGUCACCUUUUCUGUUUGCUAGUUUUUUUCGGACAAGCCGAUGAUCCGCACGCACGGUUUGCAACUUUCUUCUCCUCACCAAGAGCAUAGCGAACAUGACUUGAUCUCGUUCUCCCGCGUUUGUUUCUUUUUCUCUGCCAAACGGAAGUGUGUUUUCAGCAUGCUCUGCAGAAAUUCUCACUGCGGAAGCCGUUUCCCGUCCUUUAGGUGUUGGCAUGCGUCAUGAUGUUGAAUGCUGCUGUCGUGCUCCUCCUGAACAUGAUUUCCAGCUGAUAUUUAUCUGUUCUGUGGUACACUUUAUGAUAUAUAUACAUGUAUAAAUAUAUGCAGUACAUUUCCCUGCCAAGUAUUGGACAAGAGUAAAUCUCUGCAUUCGGAGCUAGCAUUUCUCUUCUUAUAAUCAGGUACGCCUUCAAAACGAAUGUUGUUUAAUCUUGGAAUCGACUCGAGGGUCCUGCUGACAGCGAAUGUGGGCCUUUUGUUUGGGAGGGGAGUGUGGGUAAAAUGUUUGAAAACGUCUUCUUUUUUGCCUUGCGUCCAGAAUUCUGAGUAACCAAAUACUCCUCCAGACCUUGAAAACGUAAAGCUGUGACAGUAGAAAUGUAUUUUAGAGAAGAAAUGGCCAUUUGGUCAUGUCCUUAUGGCUAGUUAUAAUACCGAAAAUUAGCUUCAACCUUCAUGUUUGUAGAAAGAAAUACACUUUUAAAACGUCUUGCCUCUGUGGUACAAAACAAAAUCUACACAACUGCACAAUCUGAUGCUUUUGUGGUUUAUAAACCAUCGUAGUGUUCUUCAGGGACCGGCCGUCCUUCGCAUUAGACUAGUAUCGACUUUUAAGGGCUAACCAAAAUCAACAGAAAGUUCAAUGAAGAAUUUGAAAGGAUAGAUCAGCCAAAAAGGAUUUAAAAGAAUGUAAUCAAACAGUUCUGGGUCACUAUUGACUACCAUAGUUGAACGAAUAAAAACUACCAUGAUUUUUUAAUAGUGCCCUAGAAAUGUUUGUUUCCUACAUUCUUCAAAACCAAUUUUUUGUGUUCUGCGUAAGAAAUAAAGUCAUACAGGUUUAAAAUAGGGCUGUCAAACGAUUUAUCACGUUUAAUCGCAUCCAGAAUAAAAGUUUGUUUUAACAUUCUAUAUCGUAUGUCUACGCACUGUGCAUAUUAGUUUAACAAGUAAACAUGCAUAUAUUUAAGAAAAAUAUAAGGUACAAAUGAUUAAACGUUUAUAUAUCAUUUAAAUGAUUAAACUUUUAUAUUUAAUUUGAAUUAAUGGUAAAUAAAUAAAUAAAUACAUAUAUACAAAUAUUUCUUAAUUAUGUAUGCAUGUAUGUGUUUAUAAAUACAAAAAAAAUAUACACAGCACACAGACAUUUAUUAUGUACAGUAAACACAAACUCUGGAUGCGUUUAAUCGAUUGACAGCCCAUUUGAAACAACUCGAGGGAAAGUAAAUAGUUAAAAUUUUGGGGUCAACUAUCCCUUUAAGUGAUGAUACUCCAAAUAACACAUUUUAUUGGCAAUAAAACAUUUGUAUACAGAUAGAUUUGAAUAGAUCAGUCAUGCAACAGUCUUGCUAUAUAAAGCCAGAAGGUAGUAACUGCUCCAAGACCAGAUAGCGUUCUAGAUAGAUGUAAAUGGAAAAUGGUUCAUGUAAAAACACUUUUCAAGCCACUGUAGAGUUAGCACACUUCAAAACCCUGAGGCUGAACUUCAGGUGUAGUAAAAGCGGAGGGCUUGCUAUAGUACAGUUUGGAAGGAUGUGAAAUAGAAAUACGGAGAAACAAAUCAAACAUUUUUAGAUUAAAGUCUUCAAUGUAACGUUGUACGUUGUUUACAAAGACUUACCCACAACCUCGUGGUAAUCUAUGCUGCACUAGGUCAUCGUCUUUGGAUUGAUGCUCUCGACCAGAUGUGUGAUAGACCACGACUACAGUAUUUAUGAUAAUCACAACUCAAAUUGUUUCUGCGUUUCAUGGUUUUGAAAAUGGCAACCAGCAAAACACAUCACAAACGUUUUUAUUAAAAACGAAAAGCGCUGAAACCGCAUGCAUUUAUUUUGGACAUUUCAAAUUUCCGUUGAGCCGUUUAAUUUCAGGACACUAAUGACAGGAGACCCUAGUUGAAUAUCGAUGGGUGAUGAUGAUAAUCUACUAUAUGAGUGACUUUUCCAACCGUCCAGCCUUUUCUACCUGUCCGAACGUUCAGAUGGAGCUUUCUGUCUUUUGCCGUCCGCCUUUUGUAUAGGCAGUCGAGUUUUCAAUGGAAUAAUUGUAAUUUAUUAUGUGCAAUUCUCCGUGCCAGUAUUGAAGAUGUAUUUAUAGAAACAUGAAUUAAAUCUUUAACUGGAAGACUCAACUGUUGAAUAACUGUUAAACUGUAGUUCAGUUUUUGCCCUGAUCUUUUGAUUCAUUGAUUUUUUUUUUUAACACAUUACUGUGUUAUGAUUCCAAUUGUCUUUGGAAAUUUUCAUGUGAAAAUCAUUACUUAACAGGUGUCUUAGAGCACCUGCUUCACCUACUUUAAAAUCGACGGAUAAGUAUUACAGAUAAUAAUAUCGUCUUAGCAGUGGUCAAAUCAUGAGCUGUUCAUGAAUAAAGUUGAGAUUGUAGACAAACUAAGAUGAUUACUUACUCAUCAUUUUCUGAAAACUUUUUCGUUUUUGAGGUAAUGAAACAUUUUUUGUACAUUUGUUAUUAAUCUGUUGAUUGUUUAGUGUCUGUUUUGAGUGGACAUUUGGCUCUUGAGGUUAAUGUUGUGUUUUGCCUCUACAGCUGGAUGUUUGGUCAUUUUUGGGUAUUUUACUGUUGACCUUGCAGCUGUUUGCUAAUUCUAGGCAUAAACUAAAGAUUAAUUCAAGUUUGCUUUCAAAUAAGCCUUCUUGUUUUACAAAUAGUGUUGACUUCUACUACAUGCUGACCAGUGAUUACUGUGAAAAAGCAUUUGCACAAAAUAAACAGAAAAUGUGACCCUGCCUGUGAAAAUCCAGCUAAAGUCACUUUUUUCUGAUUUACUGUUUUGUGCUCAAAAUGAUUCAACCUAAUGUGCAUUUAAUAUUGACUGAGUAAUGCCAUGUCAAAGACUGAAAUCAUAGUGAAAUGAAUGAUUGAAAUUAAACUGUGAUGCUUCUUUUGAGACUUUAGUCUGGGUUUCACGGACAAGGUCACAAAUGUAAAGAUAAACAUUGUUCCAAAAAUGUGCCAUUUUCUCUUUGUGCAUCCCUGGGUGGACAAAUGUAGGCUUGUGUAGUAAACACAGCCGUGGAAAAAAUGCGAGACCAUUUCAAAGAGCCUUUUCAGUUUUUCUGAAUUUUUCCUAUUUAUGGGUUUAGAUCAAAUUAGAAUUUUUGUUUCGUUUUGUGAACUACAAACAAUAUUUCUCCCAAAUCUUAAAUAAAAAAUGUUGCUUCUAUUUGCA